Molecule: messenger RNA, 7311 nt
Organism: Hippocampus zosterae (dwarf seahorse)
Lineage: Eukaryota; Metazoa; Chordata; Actinopteri; Syngnathiformes; Syngnathidae
Gene: dock7
Product: dedicator of cytokinesis 7
Exons: 52
Coding region: 132-6611 (2159 amino acids)
Biological process (GO): small GTPase-mediated signal transduction; axonogenesis; positive regulation of GTPase activity
Molecular function (GO): guanyl-nucleotide exchange factor activity
Source: RefSeq, a predicted model, not a curated record
UACAACCAUUACGGUAAGACGUGAAGCUCCCAUUCUCUAGUUUUCCCGUUUUCCCGGUGGCUGUGGAGUGAGUGGAAUUCGCUGGUUGCCUGUCUGGGAAUUUCGUUCAAGCACAUCGAGCGGCCACUGCCAUGGCUGAACGCCGCGCCUUCGCCCAGAAGAUAAGCAGGACUGUGGCAGCAGAGGUCAGGAAGCAAAUAGCGGGUCAGUAUGGGGGCUCACCGCAACUCUUCAAGAACCUCAAUGCUGGGACCAUAACAAGUAACACAGUUCCACUUACAGAGGCAGUCGAGCCAGUGGAUUUCGAGGAGUACCUCAUCACUCACCCUCCAAUUGUGGAGUCAGGACCCCUUAGAGAUUUGAUAGAGUUUCCCCCAGAUGACAUAGAAGUCAUCUACACACCCAGGGAAUGUCGAACAGUAGUACAAGCCAUCCCAGAGGAAGGGGACACUGACCCUCAUGUGAGAGACUGUGUCAGAUCUUACACAGAGGACUGGGCAAUAGUCAACAGAAAAUACCACAAACUUGGCACAGGUUUUAACCCUAAUUCGUUGGAUAAGCAGAAGGAGCGCCAGAAGGGGUUGCCCAAACAAGUGUUUGAGGCUGAUGAAUUACCGGACAGCAGUGGUUACCAGGAUGACCAGGAUGACCUUAAACGACGGUCGAUGUCGAUUGAUGACACCCCUCGGGGUAGCUGGGCUUGCAGCAUCUUUGACUUGAAGAAUUCCCUCCCUGACUCUCUCCUCCCGCAUCUCCUUGAUCGUGCCCCCAAUGAAGAGAUUGACAGACACAAUGAAGAUCAACGCAAGACCAACCGCCACCGGGAACUCUUUGCUCUGCAUCCAGCCCUUGAUGAGGAGGACCCCAUCGAGAGGCAUUGUGUGCCUGACGUUCCAAAAGAACACUUUGGCCAGAGGUUACUUGUCAAGUGCUUGUCCCUGAAAUUUGAAAUCGAAAUUGAGCCCAUAUUCGCUAGCUUGGCUUUAUAUGAUGUCAAGGAAAAGAAAAAGAUAUCAGAGAAUUUUUUCUUUGACCUGAAUUCCGAGCAGACGAAGGCAAUGUUGCGUCCACACAUUCAAACCUCAGCCAUUUCCACUUUAGCACGCUCUGCCAUAUUCUCAAUCACCUACCCCUCUCAGGAUGUCUUUCUGGUCAUAAAGUUGGAGAAGGUCCUACAGCAAGGAGAUAUUGGGGAAUGUGCAGAACCUUAUAUGGUUUUUAAAGAAUCUGACGCUAACAAGAAUAAAGAAAAAUUGGAGAAACUCCGUAUUCAGUCUGAGCAAUUUUGUCAACGCCUUGGCCGGUACCGCAUGCCCUUUGCUUGGACUGCCAUCCACUUAAUGAAUAUUGUCAACAGCGCCGGCAGUCUCGAGAGAGAUACGGAGCUGGAGAUGAGCCUUUCAGAGAGAAAGGGCUCAUGGUCAGAACGACGGAACUCAAGCAUCAUGGGAAGGCGGUCUUUGGAAAGAACCACCAGUGGAGAUGAAUCAUGUAGUCUGACUGGUUUUAGACCUGCCACCUUAACCAUCACCAACUUCUUCAAACAGGAGGGUGAUAGGCUGAGUGAUGAGGACUUAUACAAGUUUCUUGCUGAUAUGAGAAGACCUUCUUCAGUGUUGAGGAGACUGAGACCCAUAACAGCCCAGUUGAAAUUGGACAUUUCUCCAGCUCCAGAGAACCCCCACUAUUGCCUGACACCUGACCUCUUACAAGUUAAACCUUACCCAGACAGUAGAGUGCGCCCCACCAGGGACAUCUUGGAGUUUCCUGCCAGGGAUGUAUAUGUGCCAAACACUACAUACAGAAAUCUGCUGUAUGUGAACCCGCAGAGUCUUAACUUUGCCAAUCGCCAAGGCUCAGCCCGCAACAUUACAGUGAAAGUGCAAUUCAUGAAUGGAGAAGAUCCGAAUAAUGCUAUGCAGGUGAUAUUUGGGAAGUCAAGCUGUGCUGAUUUCUACAAAGAGGCCUAUACGUCGGUGGUCUACCACAAUCGAUCCCCUGACUUUCACGAUGAGAUCAAGAUCAAGCUCCCUGCCUCCCUAUCGGACCACCACCACAUUCUCUUCACCUUCUACCACGUCAGCUGCCAGCAAAAGCAGAACACACUGCUGGAGACCCCUGUGGGAUACACGUGGAUACCCAUGUUGCAGAAUGGACGUUUGCGGACUGGGCACUUCUGUCUUCCUGUUUCUCUGGAAAAACCACCACAGUCCUACUCUGUACUUUCACCAGAUGUUCCUCUCCCAGGAAUGAAGUGGGUGGACAACCAUCGUGGGGUAUUCAAUGUGGAGGUAGUUGCCGUUUCAACUAUCCACACACAGGAUCAGUACUUGGAUAAGUUCUUUGCAUUGGUGCAUGCACUGGAUGAGCACAUGUUCCCAGUCCGGAUAGGGGACAUGAGAAUCAUGGAAAACAACUUGGAAACUGAGUUGAAGUCAAGUAUAGCAGCACUCAACUCUUCCCAGCUGGAGCCAGUCGUUCGGUUUCUUCACCUUCUACUUGACAAAUUGGUUUUGCUUGUGGUUCGACCUCCAGUCAUUGCUGGACAAAUCGUCAAUCUUGGUCAGUCAUCAUUUGAGGUUAUGGCAGCCAUUGUUAACCGCCUCCAUAAGUACCUGGACACCAGCCAGGACAUGCAUGGCCGCAACAGCCUGCUUUCUUCUUACAUCCACUAUGUCUUCCGGUUGCCCAGCACUGACCCCAACUCUCCUUCGCCAGAUGUCAAAUCUACCUCAACAGGCCCUGGAGGGCUUGGAGGUUCUGUUCACUAUGCCACCAUGGCCCGCUCAGCUGUACGACCAGCCAGCCUUAACCUUAACCGCUCUCGUAGCCUUAGCAACAGUAACCCUGACAUCUCCGGUACGCCCACCUCUCCUGAUGAUGAGGUUCGCGCCAUCAUCGGUAGCAAGGGCUUAGACCGGUCCAACUCGUGGGUUCACACCAUGGGCUGUAAGAGUGCCCCUUGGGGAUCCAGCCCUGGGUCUGAUCCAGAAACCAUGCAGGCCAUGGAGCGCUGUGGCAAUCGCAUGUCUUCGCACACAGAGAGCGCCAGUUUCUUGCAAACUUUAACGGGACGAUUGCCCACAAAAAAGCUCUUUCACGAGGAACUGGCUCUCCAAUGGGUGGUGAGCAGUGGAAGUGUCAGGGAGGGAGCUCUACAACAGGCCUGGUUUUUCUUUGAGCUCAUGGUGAAGAGCAUUAUUCAUCACCUCUACUUCGCUGAACGCCUCGAGUCACCCAGAAAAAACAGAUUCCCGGAGCGCUUUAUGGAUGACAUCACAGCGUUGGUCAGCACCAUUGCUGGCGAUAUUGUAUCACGUUUCCAGAAGGAUCUGGAGCUGGUUGAGCGACUGAAUACAAGUCUUGCUUUUUUCCUCAAUGAUUUGCUCUCCGUCAUGGAUAGAGGCUUUGUCUUCACCCUUAUCAAGGCGUACUGGAAACAGGUUUCCACAAAGGUUUAUGCUCUGCAAAACCCGACAUUAGAGUCUCUCAGGCUGGAUUUCUUGAGAAUAGUUUGCAGUCAUGAACACUAUGUCACCCUCAACCUGCCUUGCAGCUUGCUCACGCCACCUGCUUCCCCAUCACCGUCUGUCUCUUCAGCAACUUCACAGAGCUCUGGGUUCUCCACACAUGUUCAGGACCAAAAAAUAGCAAACAUGUUUGAACUGUCCGUGCCGUUCAGGGAGCAACACUUUAUGGCUGGGCUGGUACUGUCAGAACUGUCUGUGAUACUUGACCCAGACAAUGAGGGGAUGUUUGGCUUGCAUAAAAAAGUGGUUAGUGUUGUCCACAACCUAUUGUCCAGCCAUGACUCUGACCCGCGCUAUGCAGAUCCAGAGGUCAAAGCCCGAGUUGCUAUGCUGUACCUUCCUUUGAUUGGCAUCGUCAUGGAGACCCUGCCACAGCUCCAUGACUUCACAGAGUCCCUCAACCAGUGGGGUCGAUCAGGUGGCGUGCAGGGCACCACUGUCUGCAGCAAUGGGGAUGAUGCUGAGGCAGAGGGAAACAACAUGAUAAAUCAGACUGUUGCCAUGGCCAUAGCUGGCACCACCACUACCUCGCCAAUGUCCCGACCAAGCAGCUUCUUGUUGAAUUCGCAGGCGAAUCGUCAGCACGGAAGCUUCUCGGCCGAGUCAAGUCGCAGUCUGCUCAUCUGUCUGCUGUGGGUGCUUAAAAAUGCAGAUGAGCUGGUGUUGCAGAAGUGGUUCACCGAUCUCUCAGUCUCACAGCUGAACCGUCUGUUAGAUCUCCUCUACCUCUGUGUUUCUUGCUUUGAAUACAAGGCCCAUGUUGUGUUCACCAUGCAGGGGAAGAAAGCAUUUGAGCGUAUGAACAGUCUGACUUUCAAAAAGUCGAAAGACAUGAAGGCCAAGCUGGAGGAGGCCAUCCUGGGGAGCAUCGGUGCCAGGCAGGAGAUGGUGCGACGCAGCCGUGGGCAGCUAGAGCGUAGUCCUUCAGGCAGUGCCUUUGGCAGCCAGGAGAAUCUGCGCUGGAGAAAAGACAUGACCCACUGGAGACAGAACAGUGAGAGAUUAGACAAGAGUCACAGAUCACACAGGACAAGAGCAGAGUUGGAGCAUGAAGCACUUAUUGACGGUAACCUUGCGACAGAGGCCAACUUGAUCAUUCUUGAUACUUUGGAGAUCAUUGUGCAGACCGUAUCGGUGACAGAGUCCAAAGAGAGUAUCCUCGGUGGGGUGCUGAAAGUGUUGCUUCACAGUAUGGCCUGUAAUCAAAGCGCCCUCUACCUUCAGCACUGUUUUGCUACACAGCGAGCACUUGUGUCAAAGUUUCCUGAACUGCUGUUUGAAGAGGAGACAGAGCAGUGUGCUGACCUGUGCUUACGACUGCUAAGGAGCUGCAGUAGCAGUAUAAGCACCAUCAGGGCCCACGCCAGCGCAUCACUCUACCUCCUCAUGAGGCAGAACUUUGAGAUUGGCAACAAUUUUGCAAGGGUGAAGAUGCAGGUGACGAUGUCUCUUUCAUCAUUGGUGGGAACAUCCCAGAAUUUUAAUGAAGAGUUCCUGCGUCGCUCUCUGAAGACCAUCCUUACUUAUGCAGAGGAGGACCUCGAGCUUCGGGAAACAACUUUUCCAGACCAGGUGCAAGACCUUGUUUUUAACUUGCACAUGAUUCUGUCUGACACGGUCAAGAUGAAGGAACACCAGGAAGACCCUGAGAUGCUAAUUGAUCUCAUGUACAGGAUUGCAAAGGGUUACCAGACGUCACCAGACUUGCGGCUUACUUGGCUCCAGAAUAUGGCUGGAAAACACUCUGAGAGGAACAACCAUGCUGAAGCUGCUCAGUGUUUAGUGCACAGUGCUGCCUUGGUAGCGGAAUAUCUGAGCAUGUUAGAGGACCGCAAGUAUCUACCUGUGGGCUGCGUGACCUUCCAGAAUAUUUCAUCCAACGUGCUGGAGGAAUCUGCCGUCUCGGACGAUGUGGUAUCACCAGAUGAGGAAGGCAUCUGCUCGGGAAAAUAUUUUACAGAGCUGGGGCUUGUGGGACUCUUGGAGCAAGCUGCUUCAUCAUUCUCUUUGGCUGGCAUGUACGAGGCUGUGAAUGAAGUGUACAAGGUACUGAUCCCCGUCCAUGAAGCCAACAGAGAUGCAAAGAAGUUAGCCACCAUUCAUGGUAAACUACAGGAAGCCUUUGGCAAAAUUGUCCAUCAGAGUACUGGCUGGGAGGAUGGGAAGAGGAUGUUUGGAACAUACUUUCGAGUUGGGUUUUAUGGUUCCAAAUUUGGUGACUUGGAUGAGCAGGAGUUUGUGUACAAAGAGCCAGCUAUCACCAAGUUGGCGGAAAUAUCUCACAGACUGGAGGGUUUUUACGGAGACCAGUUUGGAGAAGAUCAAGUCGAAGUCAUUAAGGACUCCAACCCGGUAGACAAGUGCAAGCUUGAUCCAAAUAAGGCCUUCAUCCAGAUCACUUACGUGGAGCCCUACUUUGACACUUACGAGAUGAAGGACCGCAUCACCUACUUUGACAAGAACUACAACUUGCGUCGUUUCGUCUACUGCACCCCCUUUACGUUGGAUGGGCGGGCCCACGGGGACCUGCACGAGCAGUUCAAACGCAAGACCAUCCUGACCACCUCCCACGCCUUCCCUUACAUCAAGACACGCAUCAACAUUGUUCACAAAGAGGAGAUUAUUUCCACUCCCAUUGAAGUGGCCAUCGAGGACAUGCAGAAGAAGACGCAAGAACUUGCCUUUGCUACCCACCAGGACCCUUCUGAUGCCAAGAUGCUGCAGAUGGUCUUGCAGGGCUCAGUGGGCACCACUGUCAACCAGGGUCCUUUGGAGGUUGCGCAGGUGUUCCUGUCCGAAAUCCCCGGUGACCCAAAACUGUACAGACACCACAAUAAGCUACGUCUGUGCUUCAAGGACUUCACAAAGAGGUGUGAAGAUGCCCUGCGUAAGAACAAGAGUUUGAUCGGUCCUGACCAGAAGGAGUAUCAGAGGGAGCUUGAGAGGAACUAUCACCGCCUGAAGGAGGCGCUCCAGCCGCUCAUCAACAGAAAGAUUCCUCAGCUCUAUAAACCUGUGCUACAGGUCAACUCACACAGAGAUUCUUUCAGCAGAUUGAGUCUUCGCAAAAUUGACAUUUGAAGAUGACGGGAGUACGUACGUACGCACAAAGCUCCACCAAAAGAUGCAAUAUUAAUUUAUUCUUGAGUGUAAAUAGCAGCGUGUUCAGAAUGGGUCACCAUGUUUGUUACUGAAAAAGGCUUCAAGUGUUCCAACUUGGUAUUUCAUUCCAGUGUCUUAACUUGUUUACACAACUCGAUCAGCAGGAUGAAUAAGUGGGUUUGAUUUUAAAGAGACACCUUGACCUUUUAAGAUUUGGGGAACAUUUUCCCCAGAGGCUGCCUUGGUAUAAUGUAAGCCUUUUCUCCAGAGGUACGAGACCUCGCACGCUGUGAGCUCCCAAGCAACCGGUACCAGCAAUGUUCACAUCCCGUUAUUGGUUCCAAAAAGUGCCAAACAAACUUUUUAACGACAAAUUCUAAAAAUGCAAAUGUCAAGGUGUCUUUUUAAUAAGUUUGGGGGAAAAAACGGUAUUUAAUGUGUGCACUUUUUUUUGGUGUUGUUUCUGGUGUAGCAAUGCAUUUCACAACUUGAAAGCUAAAGUUAUGUGGGAGAGGGAUGAUGAAAUGACAAUUUGCAAAAAAUAUUAUUUAUCAUAUUGCUUUAUCACAUUUUUGUUAAAACGUCAAUGUUUUAAAGUUAGGUACUGAAAAUGUAUAAUUUUAUGUAGUUCUGUUUUGUUAAUUUUAAAUAUUUUACUAAAUAAAUAUUUUAAUGUUCA